Messenger RNA from Leptosia nina, 3504 nucleotides. The record is from the annotation of a GenBank genome assembly. NCBI's taxonomy places the organism in Eukaryota, Metazoa, Arthropoda, Insecta, Lepidoptera, Pieridae.
AUGGACCGAGAUAUAGAGCAGGGCUUACCACGAGAACAGGAACAUUCACCAUUACUAAGCACUAACACAGGCGAAGCACAAGCCCAGAAUGAAAAUAAAAGUAAUCAUGACAGGAAACCUAAACACCCAGCUCUGCAGAUCCUCGCAGAUCCAUCAUCAGUGCUAUCGACUCCAAACUCCUCGCCACUAUCUGAGACUGCCGAGUUUCCGAAGAAAUGGAGACGGAGCGACCGCCGCACGAGACGUCUUAACACCGAGCUACUACAGGCAAUAGAAUCACAUAAUGUGGAGGAAGUUGAAAAAUUAUUAAAAGCCGGCGCAAAUCCCAACGCGACAUGCCGUUUAAGCAUGGUAUCGGCCUGCCACAUAGCCGCGCUAACUGGCGGAGACGCCCUAAGCCUUCUGGUCAAGUAUGGAGCAGAGAAGCAUCGGUUGGAUGAAUUGGGAAGGACGCCUCUUCAUCUCGCCGCAUAUGCGGGAAACGCUAGACAAAUGGCCAUACUUUUGGGGUUUUCUGAAGAUAUGCAAAAUAUCGUAGACGAUGAAAACAUGUCCAGCGAAGCAGAAGAAGACAUCAAAAAGCUCUGUCCUGAAGUUCAAGCGAUGGUAAACGUUCGCUGUGAUAUGGGUGAAGUACGACAGACUCUGCCUAACAUUUGGAAGGAUAAUAUCGACCACAAUUGUCUCAGCAUUAAGGGCUCUCUACCACUACUCCAAGGAGGUUGGACACCAUUACAUGUGACUGCAUCUUGUGCUCGUCGCCAUUGCACAAGGUUACUUUUAGCAGCCGGAGCUAAUCCAAACGUCACUGAUGAGGAAGUUCGAACAGCUCUUGAUGUCGUUGGAUCGGCACAUUACCAUGAUCAAGAAAUUGAUCCUGUCAAUUUGCCAGCAGUAAUUAAAAUAUUAGUAAAAUCCGGCGCAACAACAAACACCAUGAAACCAAAAGGACUUAGCGAUAUAGAUACACCUCUCCAUACAGCCGUUGAACUUGGAAAUAUGGAUGCCAUUAUGGAACUGCUCGCGAUAGGAGCAUCAGUUGACUGCUUGAACUCCGAAGGACAGACUCCUAUGCACAUUUGUAUUAUAAAGAAACUACAAGAACCCCUGCAGGUAUUGGCAAACUAUGAAUAUUUGAAUGCUGAUCCACAUUCAGCUGUUGUAGACGUGAAAGACAAGGAGGGUUAUACGGUACUUCAAGAAGCAAUUGAUAAAGCCUGGUUGCCAGGUGUAUGUAUUGCUUUAGAAGCUGGAGCAAAUGUUACUCUCAAGGCAAAUGACGGCGAAACACCAGUUCAUUCGGCAGCGGAUUUAGGAAAUUUGGACGUGCUUCUAGAAAUACUAAGUGUUGCUAAACAAAAGGGUAUUAUUGAUUGCCAAAACGACGAAGGCGAGACCCCAUUGUUCAAAGCUAUCAAAAAUGGGCACCUAGACUGUGUAAACGCACUUUUAGAAGAAGGUGCUUGUAUCAAAAUUAAACUUCCUGGUGAAAUUAACGUAUUGCAUAAAGCUGCAGAGUAUGGACACACCGAAAUCUUGAAAACGUUAUUGGAACACAAUAAUGGAGAGAUAUUACCUAUGAUUAAUUCCCUUUCUACAAGUGAGUGGAGAGGCUUUGGUCCUAUUCAUUUCGCUGUUAUGAGUGACAGUGUUGAUUGCGUAGAGCUGUUAUUGUCUAAAAAUGCCGAUAUAAGACUAAGAACCACUGACAGCCCACACUUUUCUUCAACUUCCUUGCAUCUUGCCGCUGUAAAGAACUAUGCAAAUGUCGCCCGAUUCAUAGUAAAUGUGGAUAAAACUACCAUUCACGAAGUUAAUAGCAAAGGAUGGUUCCCACUUCAUUCGGCAAGCCACCAUGGAAGUAGAGACGUCAUAAAAGUAUUACUCCAAGAGGGAGCCAAUUUAUCUGGAUAUACUGAUGGACCCAAAAAGUUACGACGUUCAGCGAUCGACAUGAUUAUAAAUACUUUAUCGAAUCCGACAGAAUUCUUGGAAGAAGUAUUUGAUUCUUACAUAAAAUCGAACAAUGUCAACUUUCACGAUCCAAAUUGCGAGAUAACUGUCGAUUAUAGAAUACUAAUGCCCACAGUUUGCGAAAUGGAGCAGAUGAAAGUCAUUGAAGGUCUUCUGAAGACCGGCAAUAGAUAUGGUCAGAAGAAAUUGCUUGUUCAUCCACUAGUGGAGAGUUUCCUUCAUUUAAAAUGGAAGGUUUUACAACCGUUUUUUUACAUCAUAGUCGUGUUUUAUUCUCUGCUAGUAUGUUCCUUGACUAUAUUUACAGUUAGUGUCUUCUAUUAUAAAGAUACAGCAAGUCAGCCGCCUGCGUUCCUGAAUCCUAGUAUAUGGGCGUACGUUAUAUACGUUUCUGUUGUUUUAAUAAUAUUGCAGGAAAUGCUGUACACCAACAUUAAAAGCAAGCGACAUUUGUUCCAAUUGGAAACCUGGGUUAAAUUUGGGUCAGUUGGACUUGCUAUGGUUAUACCUUCCGCUAUAAAAUUAGCUGGUGAAGCAGUUUGGCCACGACACGUCGCUACGCUAGCUCUAUUAUUUUCUUGGAUAGAGCUUAUGUUCUUACUAUCACGGUUCCCAAGUUGGGGUUACUAUGUUUUGAUGUUUGGAAAAGUAGCGAUGAAUGUUAUAAAAAUUUUACUGACCUUCGCUUUCAUAAUAAUUGGAUUCUCCUUGAGUUUCAUGAUCCAAUUCCAUACACAGAUACCGUUUGAGAGCCCAUGGGCGGCUUUGGUCAAAACCUUAGUAAUGAUGACGUCAGAGUUCGACUAUCAAGCUCUAUUCGAUAAGGAAAAUUCCAGGGAACUUGCCAUGUCUUUGAUCGUUGUUCGUUUUAUAUUUUUAUUGUUUCUUAUUUUAGCGGCCAUUGUUUUAAUGAAUUUAAUGGUCGGUGUUGCCGUUAGUGACAUAAACGACUUAGCGUUAUUAGGAAACAUCGAUAGACUGAGUAAACAAGUACAAUUUCUUUGCACACUGGACAAUUUGGUAUACAAUCGAGUUUUUACCUUGAUUCUGCCCAAUAGACUGAUAGAACACAUAAAGGAGAAACGAAGGGUAGUCAGUACGUUGAUCAUACCGUCUCCCGGUAAGCCUAAGUGGAAAUAUUAUAAGUUAAUACCGUCACACUUGCGAGAGGCCAUCCUAACAAUAGCUCUGGAGAAAAUGAAACAGAAAGACGAGGAAAUCAAUCUAGAAGUAUUCAAGACGAAAAUUGACGAGAUGCAUUCGGCCAUAAUUUGUCUUCAGGUGAGGAAAGAGAAAGAAGUAGAGAAACCAGAUAAUCCGCUGAUUCAAAAAAUGAAGUAUGACGAAGUAAUGAAACGUUUGAAUGUAUUAGACGAUGGUAUUGCAAGCGUAGAUGAGAAAAUCACUGGUUUCAUUGAAGAAUCGAAAGUUCCUGUAGAGAGUUUAAAAGCACAGAUGCAACAAAUGUCUUCAGAAAUUCAGAGUAUAAAACAAGUAUUGGUUCGACUGGAAAGCAAGUUAUUUAAAUAA